Molecule: messenger RNA, 7373 nt
Organism: Mytilus trossulus (common blue mussel)
Lineage: Eukaryota; Metazoa; Mollusca; Bivalvia; Mytilida; Mytilidae
Exons: 19
Coding region: 168-2330 (720 amino acids)
Molecular function (GO): pseudouridylate synthase activity
Source: RefSeq, a predicted model, not a curated record
CGUGUUUCGUUUCCCAUUCUCUAUCAUCCCCGAGAGAGAGAAAAAUAAUCAAAAUACGGUAUUUGGUCUAAAUAGUUCGAUUUUACCUUUAUAUUUGAACUUUCAUCAGUAUGUCAGACAUGACAACUGUGUAGGAUCAGGUAACACACAAAUUAAAAGAGUUUAGAAUGACAAUGACAGGGCCACACUUCUCAAGGUUGUUAUCAAGAUUAUAUGGUUAUAAAUGCCUUAAACAGACACCAUGGAAACAGAAGACCUGUUACUUCUCAAAUAGUGUGAUUCAUGUUCAAGAUGAAGUGAAAGAAGCAUUGCAUUCUGGGAAGCCAGUAGUAGCAUUGGAAAGUACAAUAAUAACACAUGGUAUGCCAUAUCCUCAUAAUCUAAGCACAGCACAAUCAGUAGAAAGUCUAGUGAGAGACCAGGGCGUAAUUCCUGCUACAAUAGCUGUGAUUAAUGGUAAAGUGAAAGUAGGUCUUUCAAAAGAAGAACUAGAAAUACUUUCCAAGAAAGAUAAACCAUGUAUAAAAGCCUCAAGAAGGGAUCUGUCCUAUAUCAUAUCUCAGGGUAUGAAUGGUGGAACAACUGUCUCAGGGACAAUGAGCAUUGCCAAUCAAGUUGGUAUACCUAUAUUUGUUACUGGAGGGAUAGGAGGAGUACAUAGAGGGGCAGAGACAUCAAUGGAUAUUAGUGCUGAUUUAACAGAACUUGGUAGAACUCCUGUGACAGUUAUAUCAGCUGGUGUUAAAUCUAUACUGGACAUUGGUAGAACACUGGAAUAUCUGGAAACAAAAGGAGUUUGUGUGGCCAGUUAUGGAACCAGUAGAGAUUUCCCAGCAUUCUUUGUACCAACAAGUGGGUACCAAUCACCAUAUAAUGUACAAGAUGCUACAAAAGCAGCACAACUUAUUGAUGCUCAACUAAGUUUAGGUUUACAAAGUGGAAUACUGAUAGCAGUACCUAUACCUCAGGAAUCAUCAGCUGAUGGAGAGGUAAUAGAGGAGGCUAUACAGCAAGCACUCAAUGAGGCUAAGAAGCAGAAUAUUAUUGGAAAGGAAGUAACACCAUUUGUGUUACAGAGAGUAAAUGAGAUGACACAAGGAUCAUCUUUGACAGCCAAUAUUGCAUUGGUGAAAAAUAAUGCCAUAGUAGGGUGUCAGAUAGCAAGGAAACUAAGUGAUAUAAGAAACUACAAACCAGUUGAUAUAUCUACCUCCAGACACAGACCUCAGUCAAAUGAGACAGGCGACAGCAGGAUUGUUGUCAUUGGAGGAUCUAUAGUUGACUUUUAUGCAAAAAUGUCAUCACAGAAUAUACAGAUGAAUGGAGCUACUUAUCCUGGGAAUGUGAGACAAUCGUUUGGAGGGGUUGGCAGGAACUUAGCUGACUGUCUCAGUAGAUUAGAUACCAAUCCUCUGUUUAUAUCAGCCACUGGUAAUGAUGCCAACAGAACAGUAUUUGAUGAUUAUUGUAAACACAUGGAUCUAUCAGGAGUGACCUCUCUUGACAAGUUCAACACUGCCACUUACUGUGCUGUUUUAAGUAGCAAUGGUGAACUGAUGUUUGGAAUAGGAGAUAUGAAUGUCCACAAACAAAUUACUCCUGAAUAUAUUAGUGGUUUUGAGAAGAACUUAGCCUUAGCACCAAUGGUUGUAUUAGAUGGAAAUAUAUCAACUGAUUCAAUAGAAUAUGUUUGUCAAGUUUGUCAUAAGAACCAUGUUCCUGUUUGGUAUGAACCUACAGAUGUUAACAAAGCACAUAAACCCUUUUUGACAUCAGCAGGGCAAAGGUUAACCUACAUUUCGCCAAAUUUGAAUGAGUUAAGAGUUAUAUACAGACAUUUAACUAACACACUGGAUUCGCAAAUAGGUCAUAAAGAUGCAGAUGUAGUGACUUUAGAAGGAAUUAUAGAUGAAGCUAUUUGGCUGACAAAGGUCAUCAUUGAGGAAGUACCAAUUGUCUUAGUGACACUAGGAAGACAUGGAGUUAUGUUGUGUCAGAGGAGUCAGCAUCAGAAGUUUCCUGUCAAAGGAUACAGACUUGAGCAUUCUGACAAGAUGACAGCAGACAUUUUCCCAGCAUUUAAUGCAGGAUAUCCUCCAGAGAAUAUUGUCAGUGUAUCUGGAGCAGGAGAUUGUUUAGCAGCAACAAUGAUCAGUGGAAUAGUUCAUGGUCAUGAUCCCGACCUCUGUGUCAAGGCCGGAUUAAUGGCAGCUCAGAUGUCCUUGAAAUCUUACCAAGCAGUUCCUCCAAAUAUAAGUCAGAAAAAAUUAAACUUGGACAGAGUGAAAAUUUGGGCACCAUGGCAACCUCAGAGGGUGAAACAUGUGUAACAAAGAAUUCUAAUUUGACCAGUAGAAUGGAUAUUAAUAAUUGUCUGAUUGACAGAGGAAUAUGGAGGCAAAUACUCCUGCUAGAAUAUAUUUCUUUAAAUUUUGUAGGACAAUCAGUUAAACAUAUUUAGUAAAACAUGCUAGCCUUAGUAAUAUAUUCUGUCAUUUUUUUGUAUUUACUAGCUAUAUAUAGAGUAUGAUAAAUUCUCCAAUUUGUUUUUUAAUUUUUGUCAAAGGAAAGGCUCGGUAAUUUACAGCUCCAAGGGGGGAUUCAAAAAGUUUGGGGUUCUAAUUUUUGUCGAGCCUGCAACUUUUGUUGCAGAAAGCUCGACAUAGGGAUAGUGAUCCGGCGGCGGCUACGGCGGCGGUGUUAGCUCACUUCUUAAAAGCUUUAUAUUUUAGAAGGUAGAAGACCUAGAUGCUUCAUACUUUGUAUAUACUUUCCGUCAGUCACAUGUCCAAUGUCCUUGACCUCAUUUUCAUGGUUCAGUGACUACUUGAAAAAAAAGUUAAGAUUUUUUGUAAUGUUAAAUUCUCUCUUAUUAUAAGUAAUUGGAUAACUAUAUUUGGUAUGUGUUUACCUUGCAAGGUCCUUAUGCCUGUCAGACAGUUUUCACUUGACCUCGACCUCAUUUCAUGGAUCAGUGAACAAGGUUAAGUUUUCGUGGUCAAGUCCAUAUCUCAGAUACUAUAAGCAAUAGGUCUAGUAUAUUCAGUGUAUGGAAGGACUGUAAGGUGUACAUGUCCAACUGGCAGGUGUCAUCUGACCUUGACCUCAUUUUCAUGGUUCAGUGGUUAUAGUUAAUUUUUGUGUUUUGGUCUGUUUUUCUUAUACUAUAUGCAAUAGGUUUACUAUAAUUGGUGUAUGGAAUGAUUGUAAGGUGUACAUGUCUAGCUGACAGGUGUCAUCUGACCUUGACCUCAUUUUCAUGGUUCAAUGGUCAAAGUAAAUAAGUUUUUUAGUUUUGGUCUAUUUAUCUAAUACUUUAUGCAUUAGGUCAACUAUAUUUGGUGUAUGGAAAUAUUUUAUGAUCUAUAUGUCGGUUACGCAGGUUUUAUUUGACCUUGACCUCAUUUUCACGCUCCAUAUUGCUAAGUUUUAAGUGUUUGUGUUUUGGUCAGUUUUUCUUUAUUUAUAAGCAAUAAGUCAACUAUAUUUGUUGUAUUGAAGAAUUGUUAGCUGUACCUGUCUGCCUAGCAUCUGACCUUGACCUCAUUUUUAUGGUUCAUUGAUCAAUGCUUCAUUUUCAUGGUUAAUGUUGAGUUUAUAUGACAGUUGAAAUAAAGCUUUAUAUUUAGGUCUAUCAAGAUAGUAUCAAGGAUUAGUUUAGAAGGCGAGACAUUUCAGUGUGUGCACUCUUGUUUUAAUGGGUCCAAAUUUAUUUUUCAAAAUUUUGAAAAGUUUCAAGAAGAAAUCUUUUAAUUGCACUGUAUUCAUAUAUAUUUGUAAGAUCUUGACAUUUAUUUUGUGUUUAAAACCUAUACUAUGUUCAAAAUUUGAUCACAAUCCAAAUUCAGACAGUAUCAAGCUUGAUGAUUGUGUCCAAAUUUGCCCCCAACUGUUCACAGUUCAACAUCUGCUAUCGUGACUGGCUGCGCUCAGCGAAGCAUUUUAUUUAUUCUUUAAAAAAAAAUCGACCUCACAAAAUUAAAUUUACCCUUGCCAUUUACAGAUUCUCAUGUGAAAAAAUUGCAUGGAUUGUUUAUUGUCAAACUCAACUGAAUUUAUGGGAGAAAUAAAACAAUUUUCAGCAUUAAAAGUAUUAAGGUCUAAUAUACAAUCAUAACAAGCAUCCUAGGUUAAUUGAUAAGAGCAGGUAUGCUCUAGUUGGCAAUUUGUCAUUUUCAACCCAUGAAAUAGAAAAGGUGUGCUGGUCAAAUUUCUAUUGCUCAGGAUUUUAUAAUGUUUACAUAUUUAUAACUUAAUUUUUCAAUAUUAGUCAGAGGGUUCAAGAUUUUAUAUAUCAUUUAUAUGUUAAUAAUAAUUAGAUUUUCAGUAUGAAAUAACAUGUUGUGUAUAUUCUCUUUGGGCGAAGAAAUUUAGUGAUAAUAUCUAUGUUGUGAAUAUUAUGACGUGUUUCUAAUGUUAACAAUUAAAAGGCAAUAAUGCAUACCUGCCAACUUUCCCGAUUGAGGUGUGUCCUACACGAUUUUGACCCUUUGUCAUGAUUGCACGAUCGUGAUCAUGAAAAACCCUCUAAAACACGAUUUUGUUAAGCCAAUCAAAUUCUAUAUUUCUCAUGAUCAAAUUAAUCAAUCAAAUAAAAACGUUUUCUCUCAACAUUAUUCUUACAUCCUAAAUUUUAAACUUGUGUUGUAUUCCUCUGUUUGUUAAAAUUGUGAACAUGGCAAAUCAUUUUUCACCUGCAAGAAGGUUCUUACACAGAAUAAGAAUAAAAUUGGAAAAGUCAACAAUUAUUUAAUAUCCUUACACAUAAAGUUAAUUCCUGGUCUUGCAGCUACAUGUUCAUCUUUUGCAUUGAUAUAUAAUAACUAGAAUAAUGCAAAUAAACUUAAGAAAGUUUACAAAUAUGACACAUUUUCUAGCUCACAAAACAGCACGCGCAAAAUAGUCGUCGAAUUUGAAUUGGGGAGAGAUCCGUUUGCGCCAAAAAUGCGUCCUUUUGCGCCACAACUUUUUUCUCCAAAGCUCUGUUUGCGCCACCUGUUUUAAAAUUACAUGGUAUCAUUUGCGCCAAAAAUUAAAUAUACGAUUGCGCCAAUUUAAAGAAAAAUGACUUCCCUCCACCUUAUCCUGGGAAAAACUCUUUAACGACAACAUGCAUUCUCUCCUCAAAAUCUACAUACAUAGAUGUAAAAUUCAUUUGAAGAUUAAACCUGUCACAACAUUCCUUAAGCCUGUUUGUUUAUAUAAAAUUGAGAAUGGAAAUGGGUAAUGUGUCAAAGAGACAACAACCCGACCGAAGAAAAAAACAACAGCAGCAGGUCACCAACAGGUCUUCCAUGUAGCGAGAAUUUCCGGCACCUGGAGGCGUCCUUCAGCUGGCCCCUAAACAAAUAUAUGCUAGUUCAGUGAUAAUAAACGCCAUACUAAUUUCCAAAUUGUACACAAGAAACCAAAAUUAAUAAUUAUAUGUAUGCAUACCUUUAGUUUAAUUGUAAUCCUAUUAUAUAUACUCACCUUUCACCAACAAGAGUAACAAUUAUUUAGCGAAUAAAAAUAUAUUAGACAAAUAUGAUACCGUAAAUAUAUAUAUAAAUCUUUAAUAUGUACAAUCAAUAUGCGUUCAGGUAAAUUGGCGCAAAUGAAUUCCGAAAACUGGCGCAAAUGAUACCCCUGAAAAACAGUAAUUGGCGCAAAAGGAGUGCUGCCAUGAAUUGUAACCUUUGAAAUUGUUGUCAUGCACUAAAACCCCCAUGGGCACUUCCAAAGUUGGCAGGUAUGAUAAUGGCAUUUAAUAGGUUGGUUUAUGUUUUGCAAAUGUUUUUCUAAUCAGUAUAAUAAUUGUUUACUGAUGUAGGUCAAACCUAUGUAAUUGUUUAGAUUUUUAUAAAAUAUUUUAAAUAAAUUUUUGAAUAGACAUGUUAUACCUGUAAUUUCUUAAUUAGGUUUCUCAUUGUUGCUCUUAUACAAUGCCACAUCAUUUAAUUUGUUCCGGUUUCCUAAAAGAGUUAUUUAACUACUAAUGGAAUCAGCCUCACUUGUUAAAAGUGACACCUAGGUAUAGCUAUAUAAUAUUUUCAUUUUACUAAUUAUGUUAAUGUAUGUUAUUUCCAAGGUUAUCAAGAAAAUCUCAAGUCCACUAUAAAGUCAUUUGCAUCAAUAAUCCUAAAGUUUUAAAAAAUAUCUCCUUGUGAAACUAGUAGACCAAUUUUAACUUUUUCUGAACUGAAUCAUCAAGAGAAUCAACCUGGCAGAAAUUGUAUAUCAACUCUAGUCCAAUGUUUCAAUAGCAUUCAUGACUAUUUUUAUGCCCCACAUGGGCAUUAUGUUUUCUGGUCUGUACCUCCGUUCAUCCAUCGGUUCGUUGGUUAGUCGGUCUGUUUGUCCAAUUGCAGGUUAAAGUUUUUGGUUGAGGUAGUUUUUGAUGAAGUAGAAGGCCAACCAACUUGAAACUUAGUGUACAUAUGCUCCCUACGAUAUGAUCUUUCUAAUUUAAUGUCAUAUUAGAGUUUUUACCCCAUUUUCAUGGUCCACUGAAUCUAGAAAAUUAUUAUUACUGGUUUCAAAUAGCUUUUUUUAGUAAUAGUUUUUUUUUUUAGUAAUAGUUUUUUGUCUGUUUUUGGCAUUUAUCUAAAAAUUUAGAAUAUAUGGAGAGAAACUUAAACAACAAAAAUGACCAGCAACAUUGAAGUUAGUUACAUAACCAAGUUGUCUAUCAACUUUUUUUAUGCCUCACCUACGAUAGUAGAGGGGCAUUAUAAUUAUGUUUUAUGGUCUGUGCCUCCGGUCAUUCGUCUGUUCAUUUAUCCUGCUUCAGAUUAAGGUUUUUGGUCAAGGUAGUUUUUGAUGAAGUUGAAGUCCAAUCAACUUGGAACUUAGUAAACAUGUACCCUAUAUGAUUUUUUUACUUUUAAAGCCAAAUAAAAGUUUUUACCCCAAUUUCAUGGGUCAUUAGAAACAAAGAAAAAGAUAGUGUACUUGGGACACACUCUUGUUUGGGUAAUUAUUACACUUUUAUGACAAUUUUUGUGUUAUUUGCAUUUUUUUUUGGAAGUAUAAUAGUUAAAAGAACUAAUGUAACCUAUAAAAAUAAUCUGCAAAUAAAAUUCUAUGACAACAUAAUCGACUUUAAAACUAUUGCAUAUUUGUUAAAGCUUAUGAUAAGUUCUUACAGGGGAAUUGCAAUUGGUAGGUCAAUGAUAUUAAGAAGACAGUUGUAUUAGAAUUUACACAUAUCAUUUUAUUGAAGAUUAUUUAGAAAAAGCUGCCUCAGUCAUGGAUCAUUGACUCUAAAAGUUUUACAUAUAGUUAAUAUGUAUUUUGUUAAAGUGAUUUUGAUUUUAAUUAUAUUUUUUUAAGUAUAUGAUAUAAGAUGAUUUAUCAAUAACUAUGUAUAACAGAUUUAUAACAUUAUUUUA